This is a messenger RNA of Rotaria sp. Silwood1, 834 nucleotides long. Lineage: Eukaryota; Metazoa; Rotifera; Eurotatoria; Philodinida; Philodinidae. The record is from the annotation of a GenBank genome assembly.
AUGAUGAUUCUUCAUUCAAUUAUUAAUAUUGAAUCAAAAUAUUCAUCAAAAAUUAUUCAAACACUUGAAAUAUCACAUUUAUUUGAUUAUUGUAACAAACAACAUGAUACUGCAACACAAUAUUAUGCAUUGUCAUUAAUUAAUGUGAUUAUGAAUAAAAGUGAUAAAAUAUUUCGUUCUUCAUUAGUGAAAGCUAUGUCAAAUACAAUUGUUUCAACAAGUCUUCGUGAACUUGAUGAACAUUCGAAUAAUGAUUCCUAUACAUCUAUGGAUACCUCAAUACAAUCAAUACGACAUGUUACUCGUUCAUCAUUGAUUCAACAAUUAUGUCUUUUACAAAGAUUUUAUUUAAAUGAAUUAUAUACAAGUUCAAUGAAUGCAUCACCCGAUCGAUUCGAUAUGAAAUAUCGUGAUAUGAUUUUGAAAUUACGACGAAGUGCAUUUGAUACAGAUUUAUUAUUAUCUGAUCAAAGUUGUCAAGAUUUAAGUAAUCGAGUAUCACCAGGAAAUAUAAAUGAAACAAUAUCAACAAUAAAUCCUCGUCGAGUUGAAGCAUUACAACGUGAUUAUGAACGACUUGGAUUUCAAGAUCUUCGAGAACCAAUAAGAGAUUUUCAAGUAAUUCCAUCAGGUAUUUUAUCAUUACAAAAUUUAUUCUAUUUUUGUAUUCAUCAAAAGAAUGAUUUUAUUCGAUUUGUUCUUGAAAAUUCAUGUAAAACACUUCAACAACAAUGUCCAUUAGUUAAAUCAGCUAUUGAAAUUACACGAAUACUUUGUAAACUUUUUUAUAUUGGUGUUGAACGUAAAUAUUUUCAUUUAAAUAUUAAAAAAUGA